UUUCCUCCCCCCCGCUCUGCUCUGCUGUUCUACGUCAGCCUCCAGCAACUGGAAAGAUGUCUGUGACCGUGAGCAAAGAGGACGGCGUCACUGUGAUCACGGUGGUGUCUGACCCUAACUGUCCCUGGCCUCCUCUGUGUCAGAUCCUGAAGGGCCUUUACUCCAGCUCGGGGUGCUGCUCAGUUCCCCAGCACCUUAGGAAGGUCCAGCCAGCCCCCCUGACAGUACUUGGGGUAAGAAGGAAACUGUCUUUCAUCAAAAUUAUUUCCAAAUUUGUAAUCUUUGCUUUACUGUCAUUUUUAGUUCUUUAUGAGGGCAUCAGCGGCGUGUUGAUUGCCCUGUCUGUCCUGGAGCUCUGCGUCACCAUCAGCUCCGCCGUCUUGGCCAUCAAAGUUCUGAAAAGCCUCAAAAAAGAAGAAAACUCGGAAGAGAAAUACGGCCAAAAAAACAGGACAAGGAAUUUUAUCUUGCAUUAUCAGAGAACAGCCAUAUAUUUGCACCUGAUAGUCCUGUUGAUGCAUUCCAACGACUCGUUUACUUUGGCAGCUGCUGACUGUUUAGACCGUUCCUCUGGUUCAUUCUCCUCUGCAAACUGCCUCGCUCCACAUGCACACUCAGGUCCAGCGCCAGAGGAUAAACCCAGCCCCGCUGCUGCUCUCCGUCUUCAUUCGUCAGGUGUGACUUCAGGUAUCUGGACGUUGAGAAACCAGGAUCCCUGUGGGAGAAUGUUUCCAUCGCUGUGUCACAUCCUGAAGGCUCUUUGCUGCAGACGGUGCUGCUGCUGCUGUUUGGACAAACUGCGAGUGCAGACCUGCUCGGCUGCAGCUAUAGGGACAAUUCAGAUUAUGGUGGGUGUGCUAAACAUCGGACUUGGACCUGGAAGAACAAGCACUCGGACGGGGGAUUUCUCCAGUCUGGGUGCUGCUUACUGGCUGGGUGCUGUGUUCAUUAUAACAGGAAUCAUGACCAUUUUGGCGGGUCGGUUCCCGUCUUCCUGCCUGGUGGGCUUCACUGUGUUCAUGAACAUCGUUGGCGCCAUCUUCUCCAUCACUGGCAUCGUGCUGUACGCCGUGGACCUGAGAAACUCUUCUCUGCUCUGGAUCUGCGAUCGCUUCUCUGAGGAUCUCGAUCAUCAUGAUGACAGCUGCAAAAAGGUGGCCGUCUAUGAUCAGGGUCUGCUGACAGCUCUGGACAGAACCUUGAUUAUCCUGGCUGUUCUCAUGCUGGUUGUCAGUAUUUGCUUUACUAUUCCUGGCAUCCGGUUCCUGGUCGGGGAGGCGAAGGAGGAAGAGCAGGUUGACAACAUUCCAGAAGAAGACUUGAAGGAAAUCAUCCUCAUCAUCAGUCCUGGAGCUUAAAACCGUCGGUGCAUCAACAGGCAGCUCUCCAGUUCUACUGAAAACCGUCUCUUCAUUUUGUCAGAAAUACUGUGAUUUAUUUCCAUAAAAAGGCAAUUUCCACUUCCUGAUAUUGUCAAUAAAAGUAUUUUUGUAAGGAUCCUUGGAAGUUGAGUAAAUUAGUUGAUCUGACUCACCUGUGUUGAGCAUGUUUUCAGUCGAUUCCUCGCUGUAUUUAGGUUCCAUGUUCUUGUUCCUCCGUUGUUGCAUCGUCCCGUUUGCUACCCCGUUUCUGUUCUUCUGUUUUGGUUCCCUUG
Messenger RNA from Fundulus heteroclitus (mummichog), 1654 nucleotides. RefSeq lists its product as uncharacterized. Gene Ontology annotation, cellular component: membrane. The transcript is spliced from 9 exons. The record is from RefSeq and is a predicted model, not a curated record. Lineage: Eukaryota; Metazoa; Chordata; Actinopteri; Cyprinodontiformes; Fundulidae. Bases 57 to 1358 code for a protein of 433 amino acids.